Messenger RNA from Fimicolochytrium jonesii, 3064 nucleotides. RefSeq names its product 107-domain-containing protein. The record is from RefSeq and is a predicted model, not a curated record. The transcript is spliced from 16 exons. Gene Ontology annotation, molecular function: structural constituent of nuclear pore. Gene Ontology annotation, cellular component: nuclear pore outer ring; nuclear pore. Bases 204 to 2861 code for a protein of 885 amino acids. Gene Ontology annotation, biological process: post-transcriptional tethering of RNA polymerase II gene DNA at nuclear periphery; regulation of DNA-templated transcription; protein import into nucleus. NCBI's taxonomy places the organism in Eukaryota, Fungi, Chytridiomycota, Chytridiomycetes, Spizellomycetales, Powellomycetaceae.
UGGGGAAAAGCGCUGUGCAUGUUCGGGGUCUUGCAAAACAUCUUGUGGAGAUCACCUCCCCAUUCCAACCACCCACGCAGCCAGGGCUUCUCACCCACAAACACCCGUGGAACCCCCGGCUUCCGGACCCUCCCACACCGAACCCUUUGGGAGAAAAAAAAAGCGGUUUGGACAUAUACCACCCCAGACGCGGCACCGAUACAAUGUUCACACCCUCACGCACCAGGCAUAUCCCUGCCAAAUCCCCAGAACAGCGGUUUGGCGACAGGGGUGCGGAGGAGAGGAAUGUGCGCGGGUUUGAUGGAGGGCAGUUGGUUGGGGGGCGCUCAUCACGUAAACCGACCCACCACCCUUCGCCAUUCAGAGAGACGCGGCGGACGAGGGACGAGACGGGUGAAUUAUUGCGGAAAUCGAUGUUGAGGGAUUCACAGAGCAUCAUGCAAACGAAAGACGGCCAACAAUAUAUCCUAACCGACGCAGUAGACGAUUUCGCGCACCUGUGGAUGGACGGCGGGUGGGCGGGCACACGCGCGUUUGGCGAGGGCGAAGUCCUGGAACGGUGUGUCGAGUUUUGUCGGGAGAAGGCAGACGCACUGGAAGAAGCUAAACUCGUCUCCCCCUCCCACUUCACUGCCUCCCACGCCACCGAGCUCUCCCGCUGGACACUGGAAGCCAACACAUGGGCGAUAGUCCAGGUUCUCGUCGGGAAACGCGCGAUGAAAGAUACAAUGGGUGACGGGCGGGUCGUGGCAGGCGAUUGGCUAAGCGACCGAGCCAUCCAAGAGAAAUUCCACGACGCCGCAUUCGACGAACUCCUUAUCGUCCGCGAAUGGCUCGAAAAUACAGCACCACCCUUUGAGCCCGUCGAGACAAGACCGGGGUACUGGCCAGCUACUACGAAGAGGAUCCAUGAACAGGCGCUUGGGCGCGGGGGGAAAGGCGGGGAUGAGGGCGUGGUUACGGAGGCGGACCCGGAUGCGCCGAUGAGGCAGGGGAGGGGGUUGGCGGGAGAGGAUGCGACGUACGAAACGAACCUGCACCGCACGGCCUUCGAGUACAUCCGCCGCGGGCAGCUGGACAAAGUAUUUGACCUGUACAACAUGUGCGACCAGCCAUGGCGGACGGCGAGUUUAAGUGGCGGGGACUUGUGGAGUGAUCCUGAAAUUGAUCAAACGGACGAAGAGCAACGCGGCACCCAGAACCGCGACCUAUGGAAAGCCAUCUGUCACGAAAUCGCGUCCAACGAGCAGUGUGACAUGCACGAGCGGGCCAUUUACGCUGCCUUGAUCGGGGAUGUCGAAAACGUAACACCCGUCUGCACCCACUGGGAAGACCACCUCUGGUCCCACUACCUCGCCCUCAUCCAAGCCUGCAUCGACAAGAACCUGCGCGCAGUGCCCAUCGCCUACCCCCCUACAUCCCGCGUCGAUAUCGCCCUCACAACCCCCGCCCUCGAACCCGCCGAGAUCUUUGAAACGAUCGAAAAAGGAGACAACAAGUACCUCCGUCGCGCCGCGGCCGACCCGUUCAGGAUCGCUCAGAAGGCCGUGAUUUUGGGGGAUGUAGGCGGGUUGGUCGCGGAUAUUGCGGGGAAAUGGAAGUUGGCCGGGAAAAGUGACGGGGCGAAGAAACAGAUGGACCCGCAUUUCCUGCGAUUUAUCGCGCACCUCCUCUUGCUCCUCCAAGACCUCGACAUCCCCACCGCUCUCCCCGCGUCGUCCGCCGCAACACUGCUAAAAGAGUACAUACAGCUCCUCAUCAACGCACGCAAAAACGACCUCAUCGCAUUCUACACCUCCUUCCUCCCCUCCCCGGACGCCCUCGAGAUCUACGCCACGUUCCUGCAGACCGUCAUCGAAGACGAGAACGCGACCGAGUAUCUCCAGCUUGCCAAACGGUACGGCCUGGAUACACCCGCGAUCGCCCGUCGCGCGGUGCACAUGUGUCUCUCGACCGGCGUCCUCGCCCUGCAAAUCGACACCAUCGACCCGAAGGCGUUCCUCCGCGCGCAAGUCAACGAAGCACCCACUGCGGUGGAGACGCGGCAGAUUGUGGCGUUGAGGUUGUUGUUGGAUGAUCAGAGUUUGUGGGAAGACGCGUUGUGGUUUAUCAAUCUGUUGAUGAGACGGUUUCUGUGUGUGGGGAGGAUAAAUUCCGCGGGGGCUGUUAGGGGGUACUUGAUGAUGAUGUUUGGGAAGGAGGAUUAUUUGAGUGAGUUUGUUAGGCCGGGGUGGUUACGGGGUGCGUAUGGAGAUGGGGUCGGAGAUACAAGGGGUGAGGGAGAGGAAGGGGUGGAGAGGGAGAUGGGCGACGCGGUCCGUGAGCAUAUCGAUUACUGCACGUUUGUGGUUGCGAUGGAGCAGUAUGCUGUUUGGUUGGGGGUCUGGUAUCGGAGGCCUGACGAGGGAAGGAUCGCGUUCAGCAGCGGCGAACAUAAGUCGAUUGAGUAUAAGCAGUGGGAGCAUGACGUCAAGAUGCGAACAACCUCCGCCGCGCAAGCCUUCGAGCUCGCCCUCGACGGCAGCUGGCUGAUGCCGCGCGACGACUCCGAAUCCGAAUUCGAAAUGCGUGAUACCGACGACGCACGCCCCCCGACGCAAAGAGAUAUCGAACACGCCCUCCUGCGCGACCUCUACAUCCCGCAGAUGAUCGUGUCGCUGCAUAACAUGUACUUUGAGACAAGGGAGGUCGUGCCGGGAAACUACAAGAAAGCUCAGGAGCUCGCACUGCGCUUGCAAGACAUCGACGACCGGAGUCGGGUCGCGGGAACCGGGGGGGAGGGUACGAGCCGGAUGGACGCGUUUUUGGAGAGCAUGCGGGAGAGUGCUGUUGGGGAGUUGCGGAGGAGUGUUCGGCGGUGAUGAGUUGGUUGCGGGAAGAGAGACGAGGAGUUAAAGAAGAUGGGGGCGUUCUUCUUGAGAAUCGGUUGUAGAGGUGUGUUGAAACAGGCGGCGUAGAAACGCAAUGGUGUGGGAAUGAAUGGAUGGAUGUACAGUACAUACGCCCGUAUAACUUGUUCGGUGCGCGAGACCCUUGUAUCGCAAAGCUACUAUGAAAAUACAAA